Messenger RNA from Panonychus citri (citrus red mite), 1887 nucleotides. Its product is annotated as potassium voltage-gated channel protein Shaker-like. The transcript is spliced from 2 exons. Lineage: Eukaryota; Metazoa; Arthropoda; Arachnida; Trombidiformes; Tetranychidae. Gene Ontology annotation, molecular function: delayed rectifier potassium channel activity. Gene Ontology annotation, biological process: potassium ion transmembrane transport. The record is from RefSeq and is a predicted model, not a curated record. Gene Ontology annotation, cellular component: voltage-gated potassium channel complex; membrane. Bases 1 to 1332 code for a protein of 443 amino acids.
AUGUUUGUCGAGGAGAUCAAAUUCUUUGAACUUGGUGAAAUUGCCUUUGGUAAAUUAAAAGCGGAUGAAGGUUUCGGCCAAGAGGAAGUUGAAAAACCACUGCCAGAGAAUCCAUUGCAACGUAAACUUUGGCUACUCUUUGAGCACCCGGAAAGCUCAAUGUCGGCCCGUUAUGUGGCCAUCAUUUCCGUUCUGGUGAUCAUUUUUUCCAUUGUGAUAUUUUGUCUGGAAACAAUGCCUCAAUUUAAACAUUACAAAAUUUUUACCCGAGGUAAUGCUACAAAGGUUGUGGAGGACGAAACCCCUUCCGUGACGGAACCAUUUUUUAUCAUAGAAACUGUCUGUAUAUUUUGGUUUACUCUUGAACUUAUCGUCCGUUUUUUAGCCUGCCCUUCAAAAAUUGAUUUCCUCCGGGAUAUAAUGAAUGCCAUCGAUUUUAUGGCGAUCGUUCCGUACUUUAUAACACUUGGAACUAUUUUUGCCGAGGAUAAGGAAAUGGAUAAAAGAAAGUUUAGCAGUGAGAAACAAAGCCAGGCCAUGUCACUGGCCAUUCUUCGGGUUAUCCGAUUGGUCCGUGUCUUCCGAAUAUUUAAACUUUCCCGGCAUUCGAAGGGUCUUCAGAUUCUUGGGAUGACCUUAAAAUCAUCUUUACGGGAAUUAGGUCUUCUAAUAUUUUUCUUGCUCAUUGGUAUAAUACUCUUCUCAUCGGCGGUCUAUUAUGCCGAAUCGGGAUCUGAAAGGUCCUAUUUUAAAUCCAUUCCUGAUGCAUUCUGGUGGGCCUUGGUUACGAUGACCACUGUAGGUUAUGGUGACAUGGUUCCACUUUCUUUCUGGGGUAAAAUUGUGGGCUCUCUAUGUGCCAUUGCCGGUGUUCUUACCCUUGCCCUUCCAGUUCCCGUUAUUGUUUCCAAUUUUACCUAUUUCUAUAAUCGUGAAAUGGUACAAGGUGAUUUAGAAUCAACAAAUGAAAAAUUCGUAAAGGGUUGUCCAUAUUAUUAUCUCGAGGGUCAUCAUGUUAAAUGGCGAGAAACCAUGGAAACGGAAACAAUUUCAUCCAAUUCAAGUUCAACUGUUGAUUUUAUCGGUCAAAGGGAAGACAGUGUUUAUAAAAGAGCCCAUGGUGGAUCAAUUGUCAGUAAAGGUGAUAAUAAUGAUAAUAAUAACGGUGGAAAUAGUUGUAAACGGAAACGGAAAGGAAAAGGUGAAAGUCGCAAAGAAUCACGUUGUAAAGCUGUUGAUUGUAAUGGCGAAGAGGAAGAUGAUGAGGAAGAUGAAGAUGAUAUCAAUGAAGUUACCAGGAAACUAAUCACAAGCAUGGAACAGAUUAAAUGAUCAAACUAAUCAUUAAAAUUAACGAAAACGAAAGCACAAUUUACAUUAAAGGGAAGAUAAUUAAAAGAAUCCAUAAUCAACAAAAAGGAAACAAAUGUGAAACCAGAAUUAUAACAAUUGAUGAUCAAGUAAUAAUACAAUUUAAAAGAAAAUUAAACAAUUCGACAAUAAAUCAACUAAUAGUUACCAUUGAAAAUUAAUUAACACAAAAAAUAUUGAUUGUGAGACCAAAUCCUUUUUCUGUAUAAAGAAAUCAAUGUCUCUUUUUUACUCUAAUCAUUAAUUUAUUUUUUCUUCCUCUCGAUUUAUUUGUUGAUCUUUUCCCUCGUUUUUUCAUUUUGAAUUUUCUUCUUUUUUCCUUUUUGUCUCUUUUUUUUUACCAAAAAUCAAUAAUUUGUCUUCUAACAGAUCAACUAAUUGUUUGGAAAUUAAUAAGCUUGUUACAAACAAUAACAAUUAAUCAAAUCUGUGAACUGAUUAAUUAGAAAACUAAAAAGAGAAUUAAUCAAAUUAAAAUUACCUCAAGUGUUCAUUUAUUUAAUCUCUCUCGCUCUC